UAAUGAUCGGAGCGCGGAGCCUUGUUUUUCUUUAAAAAAAUACUCUUAAAAUUUUCGCACGACUUUGGCCACACUCCGCGCAGUAAUGCUACAGUAUUCGUCCGUAUGAGCUGGUACGGGUGGUCUAAUCAAAGACAUAAUUAAAUCGAUUUCUUCAGGAGUUUCUUGCAUGACUAAGACCUUGAGCUUGGGUCCCGAGUUUCUGAACAACGCGAGAAGGCGAAGGGAACGGAACAGCGACUUACGCGGGCCCGGGUGCUAUCAGAACUAUGACCCCUCCAAUUACGAAGGCAAGACCUUGAGUUUUGGUCCAGAGUUUCUGAACAACGCGAGAAGGCGAAGGGAACGGAACAGCGACUUACGCGGGUCCGGGUACUGUCGGAACUAUGACUCCUCCAAUUACGAACGGAGCGGAGCCCCGCUUCCUGACGUCCCACUCAUGCUGACACAAAGUCAGAGAGUAGGAUGUAACUGUCAGAAUGGCGGAUACACCUCCCACGUAGAAGGGUGCAUUCCGCCGGACGAAGGGUAUGACAUCUCGACCGGGGGCUUCACGUCGGAGAUUCGAGGUUGCAACUCCUGGGAUGGUGGCUAUUGCACCUUGGGAGGAGGAUGUAACUCCCAGAUCAGAGGCUAUCCCCAGAUCGGAGUCCAUCCCCAGACCGGAUACAAUUACCAGAGCCCUUGCUUCGUUUCCACCCCCAAUGUUGAAUGUGUUGGAACCAUCAAUAGCUACACGCCAAUCAGCUAUGAGGGCAAUUGUGGUCAAAGAAAUGGGAGACCGAGUGGGCAGUGUUCCAACUUGCUCGGAACCCCGAACAUGGUCUGUCGCGAGGAGAUGGACCAGGACACCCAAACUAAAGUCAUCGUGUGCGAUACCUGUUACGACAGUGACAAAACCACGGGAGGUCAGUAUCCGUGCGGCUGCAGCGGGGCAAAAUACACCCAAGACUACCAGUUUGGAUCUUGCUGCUACAGCCAGGAGAAACAAGGACUCGGGGAUGGUUAUCAGUUCGGUGGCCCCUACGGCGAAGGUGAAAUCUGUCGAUGCAACUGUCCACCAAGUCGUCAACCUAGCUGUCAGAUCGAUGACUGCCAGGCCAUAAGCAAUCAAGGUGAAAACUGUCAGGUCAACCGACGUUUAACUCUGCUGAGAAAUCAGUGUGAUGACCUGGACUCGAACGAUGGCGGGAGAGACCAGUUGAACCUGCACAACCAGUUAAUUUUCAACCAGUACAACAACGUCAUCGGGAGCGUGGGAAAUUGCGAGCCAUCUAACAUGGCCUGUCAAAUCGGGGAGCUUGCGCGGAACCUAGCAUGUGGAGGAUAUGACAAUCAGUGUUGCAGGACAUCGCCCGGCGGUCCUUCACCACCGUUGGUGGUGGCCUUGCCGCGGAACAAUCAGUGUAUCCAGGACAAUCAGUGUAGCCCACGCGAUCAGAUACCACAAGUCGUACAGUUUGUAGCCUCACGGCCUCAGCCUGCAGUGGGUGGGUGUCCUGUUCCCUGCACCCCCCGAGGACCUAAUUCUGUCAUUCUGGCCAAUACUUGCUUUCCGACUAAGGGUCAACCCAUUGUGUCCUCUCCUCAAGGGCAGAUAUUCCCUCCGAACACACUGUUCCCGUUAGCACACUGAUAAAAAUAUUUGUGUUCUUGUGUUACUUUUGGUUAAUGUAUUGAGUGAAAGACAAACCAACACAAAUUUUGUGUUAACUUUCUUACAGUCUGCGGUGACUUUAGCGCAGAAUACAAUGGAUAGACUGGGAAAAUGCAUUCAUCCGCUUGCGACGUUAAUGUUUGCCACUCGUUUUUUAAUAAAUGUUUUAAAAAAAAACUAGCUGGCAUUUUCUCUUGAAAUUGUCAACUUAAGGCUAGGGUUAAUUUGUGUUUUAAUUCCCGUAUCAACAAAACUUUUGUGUUGAAACUUCUCUCUGUGUACUUAUUAAUUCCUGUCCAGCGGUUCAAAUGGGGCGAAACAUCAGGUAUGUCUACUCUGAGUAAAGUUGAAUGUGAGGAAUCUAAAUGCACGCUGAUGGUGAAAGAAAAACCCGAGAUGGAAAUAUUUUUGUAUUGGUCAUAUGAGUGUUGACUUUCAUUGCUCAAAAGAUAGAGUUGCAUCAAGAGAGGGAGUUUUUCAAAGUAAUGAACUAAAAGUGCGACAAACACUCCUUCAUAUUUGGAUGGUGUUGGAGUGGAUUAGCUUGUUUUAAAGGAAUUAAAUUAUUUCAAUUUUUUGAAGGUUGCAAAAAGCGUUUAAAGAAAAUUUGUCAAGAAUGGGUGCUUGAACUCCAUUAUUUAGAAGUUUGAAUUUGGAAAAAAACAUAGUCACCCCAUACUAUAGAACAUACUAAAUACCAAUUUUCAUUUAAUGCAGAAAAACGAAUCAUCGCAAUACUAUUUCAAUGUUUACACGUUAUUCUUCCCUCUUUCAAAACCAUCUUUUGUUUUUUGCUCAACUGAGUCGAUGGUUUUCAUUGUAAAAUUAAAAUACAACAAAAACAAACUGUAAAAUCUGGAAAUAGCACUGUCAUCGUGAAAAUUUUAUGUUUCCUUGCUCUUGCUUGUAAAUCGAGUCACGUUUGUUUUGA
This is a messenger RNA of Bemisia tabaci, 2588 nucleotides long. NCBI's taxonomy places the organism in Eukaryota, Metazoa, Arthropoda, Insecta, Hemiptera, Aleyrodidae. The record is from RefSeq and is a predicted model, not a curated record.